AUGUCACCUUUAGGCGUCGCACCUAAUUUUCACAUACAUGGCAAUGGCGAUGUGAAUACUUUAAUAAAGCCGUUACCAAUAAUAAAAAAAGCAGAAAUUGAAGAAGAGACUAAAAAAAGUCCAAUUUCGAGUUUACAGGAUUCUCAGGAAACUAUUGGCUACACUAUCGAUGCAUUACAACUUUCAGAUGGUCGAUCAAAAAAGAGGAAGGAAAUCAUCAACGAUGAGGUUAAUGCUAAACAUAGUUCUCAAGAUCGAUAUCUUUGUAGUGCUUGUGGAAAAUCAUAUGCCACAAGUUCGAAUCUUUCACGCCAUAAGCAAACUCAUCGAUCAUUGGAUAGCCCGUAUGCCAAAAAAUGUCAUUAUUGUGGUCGAACAUAUGUAAGCAUGCCAGCACUUAGUAUGCAUUUACUUACUCAUGAAGCAUGUCAUCGAUGUGAAAUUUGUGGAAAGGCUUUUUCAAGACCAUGGCUUUUGCAAGGCCAUAUGCGAGCGCAUACUGGGCAUAGGCCGUAUGGUUGUGCACAUUGCGGGAAAAAAUUUGCAGAUCGAAGCAAUCUCAGAGCUCAUAUGCAUACUCAUUCAGGAGUGAAAAAAUAUGCUUGUCCAGCAUGUGGUAAACAUUUCGCGUUGAAAAGUUAUUUGAAUAAGCAUAUGGAACUUGUUUGUCCGGUGAAUCGAAAGCAACGCGCCGAUAUGAAAAAUAUUCGAUAG
Messenger RNA from Dracunculus medinensis (Guinea worm), 714 nucleotides. The record is from the annotation of a GenBank genome assembly. NCBI's taxonomy places the organism in Eukaryota, Metazoa, Nematoda, Chromadorea, Rhabditida, Dracunculidae.